Meloidogyne enterolobii is the source of this 1362-nucleotide messenger RNA. NCBI's taxonomy places the organism in Eukaryota, Metazoa, Nematoda, Chromadorea, Rhabditida, Meloidogynidae. The record is from the annotation of a GenBank genome assembly.
AUGGGCAUAAAAGGAUUUGGCAUUAUCUGUUCUGAAGGACAACCAUUCGAACAGAUUUUGGAUUUUUUACUACCUUUUAUGGAAAGGCCUAAUAUUAAAAUUGAAUUUUUACGAAUUGAGAAUACACAAAUUCCUGAGUUGUCAAUUGAUACUCUAGCUUCUCUACCAAUUCGUCACCUCAUUCUACGCAACAACACACUCUCUCAUUUUAAAGUUUUAUCUUCAAGUAGCACUGAACUCUCAAUAACCUCAACACUUUUUGAUAAUGUAGAACAAUUGGAAAUACAAAAUAAUGAAAUUGAAAAUAUUCAAGACUGUCCAGCUUUAACUUUGUUUACAAAUUUGCAGUCACUUUCCCUCGCUGGGAAUAAAAUAAAUAAAAUAUUAGACAACACUUUUGCUUAUUUUAAUUCACGCAAAACGCUUCAACAACUCGAUUUAAGCGAAAACCUUCUCUCCGACACUUCGAUUAAUUCCAAAGCUUUUGUUGGACUGGAAUUUUUACAAAAACUUUUUCUAGACAAGAAUCAAUUAAACAAACUACCAACCAAAGCUAUAGCUAAAUUAUCUGAUUCUUUACAAGAAUUGUUUGCAAGUGCAAAUCAAAUUGAUAGUUUAGAACCUGGAGAUAUUCCACCCCUUCCAAGGCUUAAAAGUUUGGGGUUGGAUGUUAAUCAGAUAAGUCAACUAAAUUCAAAUAUAUUUACUUCAAUACCUUCACUCUGGUAUUUAUAUUUAAGUCAAAACCAAUUUACAUUUAUUCCUUCUUCAAUUUUUGCUUCUAUACCUGAAUUAAAAGUGCUCUCAAUGGGUGGUAAUCCAAUUGAAAGGAUUGAAGAUAAUUCAUUUUCUUUUGCAAAUUCAUUACUUCGCCUAGACCUGUCUCACUGCAAAAUUAAUUAUUUAAAUAAUUGUUUCUCACCAAUUUCACGUCUUCAAUUUAUUAAUUUACGUGGAAAUAAAAUUAAAUUUAUUUCAAAUGAAUUAUUUGGGGGAGAAAAUUCAAAACUUGAAUUUCUUGUUUCUAUAGAUUUGGGACAUAAUCAGAUUGAAAAAGUUGAUAACUUCGCUUUUGCCGGUUUGCCCCAGCUCCAAUCUAUCGAUUUAAGCUAUAAUCAACUGAAAACAUUUGAUUCCAAUACUUUUAGGGGAUCAUUUUUGCAGUCAGAAAAUGCUGCAAAUGUGCAGAUACUUGAUUUAACUGGAAAUCCGAUUAAUUGCAGUCCAAACGAAACUGAUUGGAUAUUUUCAUUAAGGGGAAAAGUUCGAAUUUUGGGAAGUUGUUCCGGAAUGGGAGAACAACAACAAAAUAUUAUUGAAUUAGCAAAGAUUGGUGUUGUUGGUGAUGGAAAUAUAAAGUAA